UCAAUGACAGGUUCUGGAACGCUCAGACCCCGAGUAAAGCUGCGAUUGGCGGAGCGGCGCCUAUUUGUUACACUCGCAAUCAGCAUCCUAUUGCCCGCAGAGCGUUCCGGGCCCGCCCCGGGGAACACCUGCUGCUGCUCCGAAGUUCCCCCGGCCCGUCCUUUAGGGAUCUGCUGCCCGGGACUAUUAUCGCACUUUGCAGACAACUCUGAACAACUCGCCUGUCGUCGAGUUUCUUCCCGGGGCGUCCGAGCAGCCUUAAGGGACGGAGAGCAUGAUGGACAACGGGGGAGGGAGCGAGCUUCUGCCCCGUCUGUGCUGCCCGGAGAAGGGGCCGAACGGCUACGGCUUCCACCUGCACGGGGAGAAAGGCAAAGUGGGCCAGUUCAUCCGGCUGGUGGAGCCCGAUUCCCCGGCCGAGAAGUCCGGGCUGCGGGCCGGGGACCGCCUGGUGGAGGUGAACGGCGACAACGUGGAGAAGGAGAGCCACCAACAGGUGGUGAACCGCAUCCGAGGCUCGCCGGGCUCCGUGCGGCUGCUGGUGGUGGACUCCGCGACGGACGAGCGGCUGCAGAAGCUGGGCCUCGAGUGCACCGAAGACCUGGUCCGGGGGCUUCCCGACGAGGAGGCGAAGAGCGGCGGCCAGGAGCCGCGGGAGGCUGCGCAGCGGGAGCCGGACGUGGCGGAGGAAGAUAAGAAGAAGAAAGCGGACGGGGAGGAGGAGGAGGCGGCGAACCACGCUGCCCAGCGGAAAGAUUUGAGGCCUCGCCUCUGCCGGAUGAAGAAGGGCCCCAAUGGGUAUGGAUUCAACCUCCACAGCGACAAGGCCAAGCCGGGCCAGUAUGUACGAGCGGUGGAUCCAGAUUCGCCAGCCGAAGCCUCAGGACUCCUGCCUCAAGACCGCAUUAUAGAGGUAUACGGGGUUGGGGGUGAGAUGUGCACAGGCCCCAAACAAGGUCCCUUGAAGUGGUGUGGAAAUAGGUCACAUAGCAAACAGACUGGCGGGACUGAAAUCCUUGGGGUGACUUCUCACUCCUAUGUGACCUGUAACUAUAUGGCUCUGUUCAGGUGUAACAAACCAUGGUUUGCUACAAAAGCCAACUGUGGGGGGCCACUGACUUGCAUGCUUCCCUCUUAUCUUCCUCCUCAGUACACAAGAGGAGAUUGA
Messenger RNA from Podarcis muralis (Common wall lizard), 1168 nucleotides. NCBI's taxonomy places the organism in Eukaryota, Metazoa, Chordata, Lepidosauria, Squamata, Lacertidae. The record is from RefSeq and is a predicted model, not a curated record.